UGUGUGGAAGUGUGUGUGUGAGAGAGGGACGGGCUCUGUAAAAAGUUCUGGUUGCCGCCUGGAGUGGACACAACAGUUAACCUGUUCGGACGGUUUUCAUCUGGCGCCUAACCGCGCGGACACCGGACGUGGCACUGACCGCUCAGAUUCCUUAAUCUUCGUUUUUCAAGAAACACAAUUCGUCCUGUUUUCUCCUCCGCUGUUAGACGCUUCCACGGUCUAAGACUGGCUCUAAUUACGCUAAGGCCUGACGCCAGAUGUCUCGGAGCGAGGCAGACAUCAUGGAUGCAGGACUCGGGGCAAAGGACAGAGAGACAGAUCGUGAGGGCCCAGACAUCCCAGGUUGCCCACAGAACCACGGCGCACAAUCGGAACGCGAUGGACACAUCCACACUCCAGAGCCGCCCCAGGCGGGGGGCGCGUGUGUCCUGGACAGUGAGCACUCGCUGACUGGAGACACCUCAGCCAGCGAGAAAGCCCACCUCCUCCCUCACCAGCAGACAAAGCCCCCCUGCACAGCGGGACAAGGAGAAGAAUCUGUUCACCUACCUCAGCCAAAGACCACACCCACUGGGUGUGGCGAAGCGGACGGCACCACCCCCAAAUCACAAGUCCGCCCCCACAACGGAGGCGGGUCCACCGGAGCCCCGCCCAUCCGCAGCCCCCCAGGUGUCACCCGCGGCGGUCAGCGCGGCUUCUCCGGCCACAUCUCUCCUCGCUCCUCCGCCUACAAUGGACACAUGACCAGGCUGGCCUCCACGUCCACCACGAAGAGCCAGCACAGCUUCAAGUCCACAGCAGCCCAGAUUCAGCAGGCAGCUGGAGACGACCUGUGCAUGUCCAUGCUGCUGGCCUGCCUGUGGUGCAGGCUGUGGGACUGUAUGUUCCUCACCUCUGAGGCCUGCGAGCUGUGUGUCUCCUCCCUCUGCUCCUCCCUCUGCUCCUCCCCCCUCUGCUGCUGCUGCCCUGCUCUUCUGCGGCCCCUGCUGGAGGGGGCCGGGGAGAGCCCCUGCGGCUGGCUGGGGUGCUGCCUGGAGGCGCAGUGCUGCGGGUGCCAGUGUGACUGCUCGCUCUGGGACGCCUGCCUGCAGACCACGGAGUGCCUGGAGCUGGGAAUGGAAAUCUCCCAGCUGCUGUUCCACUGACCCGGGGCCUCUGGGCUCCAGCCCGGCCAUGCCAGCGCUCCAGCGGUUCGCUAACAUCCGUUUCCACCUGUUGUUUCCUGUGUCACUUUCGCGAGAUUUUAUGAUCUGUCCAGAUCAUUAAAUGAUCUACAGGCGUACAGAUCAUGAGAGAUUAAUUACCGGACGUGUCUUAUCUCAUGAACUCCUAUCCAGCACAUCGUGAUUGAAAGAUGGCCAGAAGCCUAUAAGGCUGAUCUGGUUCUGCCUGAGAACGAUGAAGGCAGACGCCUAAUUGCAUCUGGGUUGAGCUGUGGUAUAAGUCAGGAGACCCCCCAUUAUAAAAAACUUUAUUUGUUGUCAAACUUCUUGCUGUCAACCAGCUAUUUGUAAUGAUUUACUUGGUACGUGCAGGCCUCUUUCUCUGACCUUCGACCUUUGGCCUUGCUGCUGAGUGGUUCAGUGGGAGCCCUUGCAAAGUGAGCGCUCCUCUGGCACGUCACAGGCGUGUCACUCUCGGUCGAGAACCCCACGCCUUCUCAGAAAAGUGCCACAGCUCUUCUGUAACAGCGCGCACGGGGACUGACGUGCGAUGCACGCGUUAACAUUUGAAUCUUUCCCAGGGGGUGAAAGCAGUUGGACCUUUGUGUGAUAUUUCUCCUUAGUCUUCUGCUUCAGGACCCCUGGGGUUCGAGGGUGUGGCUGCACUGGGUCAGGGCACGGAGUGGGGGGUUUACUUUUCAGGCCUCUACUUUCUGAUCCAACCAGCUCUUCCUCACCUACUGUACGGUGGCCUGCAGCUCUAGUGAUGAAGAUCCCUGGGCCUGGAGGCUUCCUAGGCGCUUUCAGGCCACUUCGCUCUAAUCCUGACCAAUAACUGGUUAACUGCUGUAAUUGCAAGCUGGGUGGGAAUGAGCACCAGCGAGUCCUGUAGCACUCCGGGACCAGAGACGCAUGCACAGAUGCAUCCUUAUUUGCUUGAAAUGCAGAACUGCAUGUUUUCAUGAGCAUGGGGGGGGGAGAGGGUUGAACGCUGCUGUCAAGCUAUAAGGGGGGUCGAAGUAAGGACAGCGACGCACCGGGCCCUCUAGUGCUCUCUGCCACGGGAGCCUGGCUUGGACCGACAAUCCUCUGUACCUGUUUCUUUAAUAGCUGAUUGAAUACUAUGGUCAAAGAGCUGGUGGCACCCAAAACCUGGAAUGGACUUGGAUUUCAUAUGAACUGGCAUCGGCAGGUCAUAGGCUACACAUACAGCGUAGCAAAUCCUAAACAUACAGAGUUCCAAAUCCUGAUCCCAGUGGUCCACACACCGGCUGGCUUUUCAUUUUAGCCCAGUUCAGUUGCCUCAUCUCAACAUUAAUUGAACGAACAAGUUGCUUGAUUGGAAUAUUGGACAGUUUUUGUUUUCAACUGUUGGAUUUCAUGUGGCUUAUGACGUGCAAUAGUAAAACUGGAACCUAAAGAGCUGAAAUCAGUCGAAGAACUCAGAUUAGUCCUGUUAUAAAGUCCAUUAAGGGUUCAUUCGUCUGACUUAGAGCCUGGCUGGCGUGUGAGUCUGGGAACCCUGCAGGAGAGACAGCGCCCCCAGCAGGACCAGGUACCAGAGGGACAAUAAAAAAAAAAAAACUCUAGUGUGUGACCUCAUGGCACCCUGGACACAUGAAAACAGGAAAUUAAGGACAUUUGUUUAACGUGACCAAUAUUUUCCUAAAACAGAUGUUGAUAGUUAAAGCAAGACAGCCUUUCAGUACAGAGCAGAAAAUGCAAACAAGCGCAGAACAUCAGCUCAAUGUGUUGAACAGUCAACAAGCUGUUACUGUUUAGAAAUAUCUCAAAUGGGCUAUAUCCAACCCAGCCCAGAACACAGAUAAUAAAAGGCCUAGUUGACAUGCAGCUCUUUCUGUGCUUCGGUAAAGCUGGGCUGGCAUUGAGCAACCACUGAUGUCAAUGAAAUGACUAAGCAGCUGCUUGCAGUAAAAUUCUGCAGUGGAGCGGGCUCUUCGGGAUUCAGCACAAGAGCCCUGUCCUGUCUGACCCAAGAAGGCAUAGGACUCUGUUUAUAAAGCAAUAAAUUGUGGGCUGGAUUAUUUUAUACAACAUGUAGCCCUGAGCUUGCUUAUUACCAUCCCAGUUUAGACCACAAGCAAAGACAUUGUUUAUUAGCUCCUCCCUGCAGUGACGGUGGAUGGGAGGGGCAGGUUUGUGUGAUGGUCAGGAAUGAACCGGGUGUCCUGAGCUGUAUCUGUGACCUGUGUGUAUGUCUCCCCCUGCAGACCGCUGUGUGCACUGCGUCCUGGCCUGCCUGUUCUGUGAGCUGCUGUCUCUGUGCUCCGUGCUGGUGGAGUGCCUGGGCUGUGGGCGGGGCUG
Molecule: messenger RNA, 3488 nt
Organism: Lepisosteus oculatus (spotted gar)
Lineage: Eukaryota; Metazoa; Chordata; Actinopteri; Semionotiformes; Lepisosteidae
Product: myoD family inhibitor-like
Source: RefSeq, a predicted model, not a curated record